AUGAACUUGUUCCUCCCUUCUGAAACUACGAACAGCCUAAUGGAGCAGUUUAGGAAAUGUAUUGGAUUUGAUGCCAGAGGAUUGCUGGAAAAGAUAAGGCUAUACUUAACAAGGAAACCAUUGCCUUCUUUGGAAGAAAGAAAGAAGUUUGACCAUGAGUUUGCCAUGUCCACUUCAUUUCAUGGAGUGCACAAUAUUAUCCAAACCCGGAGCAAGAUACGAAAGGUCCUGUGGAUGUUAGUAGUCCUGGGCUCUAUCAUCAUUGUCGCUUGGGAAAUCUGGAAUCGAUUCACCAAUUAUUUCAGCUGGCCAACCACAACUUCAAUAAUAGUUCAGUAUGUGGAAAACAUUGAGUUCCCUGCUGUGACUUUUUGUAACUUGAACAGAUUCCAAGCCCAUGCAGUAGCCAACCUCAGUAUUAUUUUUUUCCUUUGGAGCAUUGUGUCUGGAGUUCUUCAUGCAUUUGAUAUUGACAACAAGUUCUCUGAAGAGCUAAAGGAUUUCCUUCAGGGAAACCAAAACUUCAGCAUUAAAGAGUUUACAAGGAAUAAUGGCUUUUAUCUCAACAGCAGCACUUUGCUAGAAUGUGAUUUUUUUGGGCAGCCAUGUUACCCGGAGGAUUUCAAACAUGUCUUUACUGAAUAUGGAAACUGCUUUACUUUUAAUCACAUGGAUCUUCCAGCAAGGAGAAGAGUGAGUGUUUCUGGAAGAGGCUUAAGUUUACUUUUUGAUAUCAAACAGGCACAAUUCACUGAUGACCCUACUUUUGGCUUUAUUGAUGCUGGGAUAAUUUAUGUUAUCCAUUCACCUAAAGAACCUCCACGUUUUGAUGGCUUAGGCUUAUCAACACCAGUAGGUAUGCAUGCACAUGCUGCAAUCAGCCAGCUGAAGACAGUUAUCCUAGAAUACCCUUGGGGAGAAUGCAAUCCUAACAUCAAACUUCAGCACCACAAGAUCUACAGCACCUAUGGAUGUUUGCAGGAAUGUAAGGCCAGGCACAUACAGGACAAGUGUGGAUGUUUGCCAUUUCUGCUUCCAGGAAACGGAACAGAAUGUGACCUACAAAAAUUCUACAGUUGUGUUUCUCCUGCACUCUAUAAAAUAGAACUAAUGGGACUAUGUACAGUAGGAACCCACAAUUCCACUUGUCCUGUGCCUUGUGAAGAAACAGAUUAUCCCACCACUGUCACCUAUUCAAGUUUUGCGAGUGAAAAAGCCUUAAAAUUCUUUUCCACAAAGCUGAAGAGAAAUCCAGAGUAUAUCAGGGAGAAUCUUGUGUAUAUUGACAUUAAAUAUCAUGAUCUGAACUACAAAAUGACUCGGCAGCAGAAGGCCCGGAGUGUGUCUGAGUUGCUUGCUGACGUUGGUGGCCAACUUGGUUUAUUUUGUGGAGCCAGUAUGAUUACAAUCAUAGAAAUUGUUGAGUAUGUUUUCACCAACUUCUGUUGGCUGUGCAUCUUUCUUCUAUUGAAAGCACCAGAAAUGCCCCAGUGGAAUAUUCCAGCUCAGAACGAGCGGACAGACAAGGAGGGAAUACAAGAAUGCUAAUGGCUUGUCAAGGCACAAAGCCUCACUGUCUCCUGUAACUUGCCUUCAUUUUGAAGAGAAAAUUGAUAUUUAACCUCAACUGGUUUUCCCCACUUAACAGCUAUAAAUAAUGCAACAAUGGAAUUCUAAACAAUAGUCAUUGGAAAGACUGUUUCUUUCUCUUAUGAUGACAAAUGUAAUCUUUAUCUAACCCAAUAUAAUUUUUAGUGGCUGAGCAAAUGGUUUAUGCUGACAUGUAACACUAUUGCAUGUAUGACACAGAGUUGAAGACUUCUGCAG
This is a messenger RNA of Mauremys reevesii (Reeves's turtle), 1827 nucleotides long. It is a transcript of the gene ASIC5, whose product is annotated as acid sensing ion channel subunit family member 5. The coding region runs from base 1 to 1548 and encodes 515 amino acids. Lineage: Eukaryota; Metazoa; Chordata; Testudines; Geoemydidae. Gene Ontology annotation, cellular component: membrane. The record is from RefSeq and is a predicted model, not a curated record. Gene Ontology annotation, biological process: sodium ion transmembrane transport. Gene Ontology annotation, molecular function: ligand-gated sodium channel activity. The transcript is spliced from 10 exons.